CUCUGUGACUCACUGCCCAGCCAACAACACCCCCCCUCCAAAACACCCCACACCUCCUCCCAUCCCCCCCUCCAAAACACCCCACACCUCCUCCCAUCCCCCCCUCCAAAACACCCCACACCUCCUCCCAUCCCCAACCCCCCUCCAAAACACCCCACACCUCCUCCCAUCCCCAACCCCCCCUCGAAAACACCCCACACCUCCUACCAUCCCCAACCCCCCUCCAAAACACCCCACACCUCCUCCCAUCCCCAACUUCCAAACACCCCAGCCCUCCUCCCAUCCCAACCCCCCCUCCAAAACAUCCCACACCUCACACCUCCUCACAUCCCAAUCCCCCCUCCAAAACACCCCCUCCCAUCCCAACCCCCCCUCCAAAACACCCCACACCUCCUCCCAUCCCAAUCCCCCCUCCAAAACACCCCCCCAUCCCAACCCCCCCUCCAAAACACCCCACACCUCCUUCCAUCCCAACCCCAACCCCCACUCCAAAACACACCACACCUCCUCCCAUCCCCAACCUCCCCUCCAAAACACCUCCUCCCAUCCCAUCCCACCCCCACCCCCUCCAAAACACCCCAGCCCUCCUCCCAUCCCAUCCUAA
This is a messenger RNA of Oncorhynchus kisutch (coho salmon), 604 nucleotides long. Its product is annotated as extensin-like. The record is from RefSeq and is a predicted model, not a curated record. NCBI's taxonomy places the organism in Eukaryota, Metazoa, Chordata, Actinopteri, Salmoniformes, Salmonidae. The annotation marks the transcript as partial. The transcript has a single exon.